UGUCCCAGGUAUGAGGACGAUGAUGAUUUCCUUGCAGGUACAGGUCCAGUCCCACAGGAGAGACCCGUGGAGACACAGCUGCACUCGUUUAUAUUUAGCAGUCAGGCUGCCAUGUUGCCUGCGAGGUAACAGCCCCAGAGAAGAUACUGCGGCAACUGAGUCAUGGUCCUGGUCUCUGCACGCAGUGUGGCUCUCAGUUUCACCGUAUUGCUUAAUUAGGACAUCCCGGAAGAGUCUCGGUCCUGUGCGAGGCUGAGUGACGGGGCAGGGAGCCAGGAGAGGACCGCACGGCAGCAGGACACAGCUACGAGUCAGUUCAAGGGAUAUUGACAAUCCCAACAAACAAAGCGGCAGAAAUUCAACGCGGACCAGAGGAGGGAGGCUAGUAACCAUGGAAGGUUUAAUGGAGCGGCUGGAGCGAGCUGUGACCCGCCUGGAGAACAUGUCCAGCAGCGUGUCUAACAGGGACUGCAUCAAUGGCAUCGAUGGAGGUUUGUCUCAGUGUGUGGAGGCCUUUGACGUCAUCCUGAAAGGUCCAGUGUCAGACUUCCUGAACUAUAGCCGAGCCAUAGGAAGCGAGGUUGAGACACAUGCAGAGAUGGUGAACAAGGCCCUGCAGACUCAGAGGACUUUCCUCAAGAUGGCCGCCACACACCAGGAACCUGCACAGACAGAGCUUCAUGACCUGCUGAAGCCAAUUUCGGAUCACAUCCAGGAGGUCCAGAACUUCCGAGAACGAAACCGUGGCAGCAGCCUCUUCAAUCACCUGUCAGCCAUAAGUGAGAGCAUCCCCGCUUUAGGCUGGGUGGCUGUGAGUCAGAAACCGGGUCCUUAUGUGAAGGAGAUGAAUGAUGCUGCCACCUUCUACACUAACAGAGUAUUGAAAGACUACAAGGACACCGACAGACGUCAUGUAGACUGGGUGCGUUCCUAUUUGUCAAUCUGGACCGAGAUGCAGUCCUUCAUCAAACAGCACCACACCACAGGAUUGGUGUGGAGCAAGACUGGUCCCAUUGCUCCUCCUUCUCUCUUUGACCCUCCUACUGUCCCUAAUGCUUCCUGUCCCCCACCUCCCCCUCCUCCCCCUGGCCCUCCCCCGGCCUUCAAUGAUGAUGACUCCCAGCCUCAUGCAGGUGGUGCAGCAGCGCAGCACUCAGCUCUGUUUGCCCAGCUCAACCAGGGCACAGACAUCACUAAAGGUCUGAAGCAUGUAUCAGAUGACCAAAAGAGCCACAAGAACCCCAGACUGCGUUCUCAAGCAACACCGAUCAAAACAAAGUCCCCAGAGACUAUGAACUCUCCCAGAGCAGUUGUUCAGAAGAGACCUCCUCUGCUGGAGCUGGAGGGGAAGAAAUGGAGGGUGGAGAACUUCGAUCAGAAACACGACCUUGUGAUUGAGGAGACGGAGCUGAAACAAGUCAUCUACGUCUUUAGCUGCAGCAACUGCACUUUGCAGAUUAAGGGCAAAGUUAACUCCAUCAUUGUAGACAACUGUAAGAAGCUGGGUCUGGUGUUUGAGAACAUAGUUGGGAUUGUGGAGAUCAUCAACUCCAAGGCAAUUCAGUUACAGGUGCUUGGAAGAAUUCCCACCAUCUCCAUCAACAAGACGGAGGGCUGCCAGGUCUAUCUGAGUAAGGACUCCCUUAACUGUGACAUCGUCAGUGCCAAGAGCUCUGAGAUGAACAUCCUGAUACCACAAGGAGAUGACGAAUAUAGGGAGUUUCCAGUACCGGAGCAGUUCAAGACUGUUUGGGACGGCUCCAAACUGGUGACAGAACCCACUGAGAUCGCAGGCUGAUUGAUGCUUCAUCAUCAUCGUCAUCAUCAUCAUCACCAGCACAUCAAUCAUCGUUGCCAGUUUUUUUAAAUAAUCUCUCCGUCCCCCUAAUUUCAUUGGGUUUCAGAGCUAUAAAAGGGAUUAUAUACACAGUCUCUGCAAAAGAUUAGCUUUUAGUCCAUCGUAUUUCUGUGUUUGACAUCUUUGUGUCUCUCUAGCACUUUGAAACACAUCCCCACAGAAUAAAUCAGGUUUUAGUUCCACAGACCCAAUUCAUUUACCUCUUCUUAUAUUUCUGUGCCAUAGCAAUAAAGGCAUUUAUGUAAGAAUACACAUCAAUCAGCCAUAACAUUAAAACAACUGCUUGAUAUUUUGUAGGCCCCCCUUGUGCUAUGAAAAACAACCCUGAGCUGUCAGGGGAAGGGACACGGGACCUCUUGGGGGAUUUUGUCAGAAUCAGAAUCAGAAUUGUCUUUAUUGCCAUGUAAGUGAAGAGGUUUCACAUUACUAGGAAUUUGUCCUGAUGCAUACAUAGAACGUACUGUAAGUACGAGUAAUGUAUAAUAAUGGAAUAAAAUAAAAUAGAAUAAGGUAAAACAAAAUAAGAUAAGUAAAAUAAAUAUGGUUCUGGAGGUAGUACAAAAGUGAGGUAGUACAGAGUGGAAGUAGUGCAAGUAGGUGAGGU
Messenger RNA from Scatophagus argus, 2462 nucleotides. It is a transcript of the gene cap2, whose product is annotated as cyclase associated actin cytoskeleton regulatory protein 2. Gene Ontology annotation, biological process: cytoskeleton organization; cell morphogenesis; regulation of adenylate cyclase activity. The coding region runs from base 392 to 1798 and encodes 468 amino acids. The record is from RefSeq and is a predicted model, not a curated record. Gene Ontology annotation, cellular component: cytoplasm. Gene Ontology annotation, molecular function: actin binding; adenylate cyclase binding. The transcript has 13 exons. Lineage: Eukaryota; Metazoa; Chordata; Actinopteri; Scatophagidae.